UACAGACUCACCCGCCUCGAGGGUUCAGGUUUCUUCCUUCCUCAACUGCUUUAAUCAUACCAACUGUUCGUUGUCACACUCGUUUGAUUCUCUCCCACUUUCCGACGUCCCAAGUUCCACAAGCAUCCCCAUCACAUCUCUUCCAACAACAUCAACAUCUACGCAUUCUUCGUUUAAUUAAAUUCUUUUUACGAAAAACCCUCAUCUUCAAAAUGCAAUUCUCAUCUGCUCUCGUGGCCGCCGCUGCUCUUGCAGUCGCCAACGCCGUAUCCUUCACCAACACAGUCUUCAACGAUGUUACUGCUGGUCAACCAUUUACCUUCACAUGGAAGGACAACCAGGGACCAGUCACCAUCCGCCUAAAGAACGGUCCUUCCACUGACCUCAAGGAUGUCAGCGUUAUCACCAGUAAGGAUUGGCACGCAGAGCUUCAAAUUCAUGCAAUAACUAACGCGAGAAAUAGGCGCUCAGACCGGUGGCUCAUAUGUUUGGAACGUCCCAGCUACCUUGGCCCAGGACACCUACGCUUUCGACAUCGUUGACUCUACUGGAGUUCCAAACUACAGCUCUCAAUUCGAGUUGAUCGGUGGUGCUGCUCCUUCACCAUCCGCCUCGGUCUCCUCUGCAGUCUCAUCUGUUUCUGCCUCCGUCUCAUCUGUUCUCUCAUCCGUCUCCGCAUCCGUCACCUCUGCCGCUUCAUCUGUUAUCUCUUCUAUCAGCAGCAACACCACCACCACUGCUACCUCCAGCUCCCCCACCAGUGCUGGAAACGCCACCGUUACCUCUGGCCGCCCAUCAAGCACCUUGGCUUCGUCUGCCAGCCGCACUGCCAGUGGUAGUGCCGCAUCUGGAACCACCACUGCUGCCCCAAGCAGCGGUGCUUCCGACAUUGCUUCCCCACUUGCCUUGGUCUUCUUGACCGUCGCUGCUCUUAUCAGCCUCAACUAAGUUUCCUGACUUUUUUGUUCUCCGAUUCUUGUUUAUAAGACUUUAUUAAUUGGGAGGGUGGUUCUUGCAUAUCUUUCGGUGUGGAGUAAUUGAUAAACAACAACUCAUUGCAUGGACAACCAACGACAGGGGAAACACCACGGUCGAGCGUGCACAUGGUCACAGCUUUUGCAUUUUUUGGAAGGCGUAACGAAGAAGAAUUACUUUUUACGAAGGGAUGCCUCGUUACCAUCUCGCUCCUUGGGGAGUUGGUAAUGGGGAACUAAUUGUAGCAUGCU
Messenger RNA from Hymenoscyphus albidus, 1226 nucleotides. Lineage: Eukaryota; Fungi; Ascomycota; Leotiomycetes; Helotiales; Helotiaceae. The record is from the annotation of a GenBank genome assembly.